Penicillium canariense is the source of this 543-nucleotide messenger RNA. RefSeq lists its product as uncharacterized. The transcript has 2 exons. Lineage: Eukaryota; Fungi; Ascomycota; Eurotiomycetes; Eurotiales; Aspergillaceae. The record is from RefSeq and is a predicted model, not a curated record. Bases 1 to 543 code for a protein of 180 amino acids.
AUGACCAAUAAUGGCAAGGAGACCACGACCAGCGUUACAGCCCCAGCGGUGGUGGUGACCGGGCCGAACAGCGAUCUCAACAUCCUGAUGAUACCAAAUCUCCAGAACAGGCUAAAAGUUAUGGCGCGUCAUCCACACUGCUAUCUCAAGCGAAGCUCUACCUGUUCGCCAAUGACAUUCCUGAGGAACAUCGCGUCAAGCCAGGAUAAACUGGUUCAGAACAUGGUCGAGGAACUGAAGUUCAUCCGAGUUCUCACCAAGGCGCUUGCUGAAAGCGAGGAGGUCAAGGCGAUCGUUAACUCCCUCAAGAUUGCGGGUACACGGCCGAAGCCCUCGCUUUGGUGUCAGAUGUCGGCUGGUUCGGCCAGCAACCAAAAGGUUCUCCAGUCUGCCUUUGAUCAGGUGACAAAUGCAAAGCUUCACGUGGAAUGCUGCGACGAUGACUAUAGCAAGGCCCUAGCGAUCGACAAGUCCUUCGUCACCGAGCUGGCCAAAAAGUUCUGCGAGGGGAGUCCAAACAAGAAGAGUGCAAAUAUUUCGUAA